AUCCGAUGCGGCGCAAGCGAAAACCUCGAUGGUGCGGUAGAUUGAUAAAGAGCGUCAUGCUUUACAAGCCCUCUGGCAACACAACACACUGCACCGACAAGUGACAAUGCUCGACAAGAACGCACGCGACGUGGCCGCCGCGGUGGCUGGCAUGGAGCGGAGCCCGGGUCAGGAGCCCACGGACGUCGACCGUAGCCUGCUGUACACGUCUACCGACGGACGCCCCUACCCGAGCCUGACGACGAGCCUCAAAGUGGGGGCACACCCGGUGCAGAGCGACUCUCUGCUGCUCGAGAAACAGCAGGCUUUUGACCGCAUGAAGAUCCAGGAGCGCAUCGUGCACCCCAGCGGCAGCUCUGCAUUUGGUCGCUUCGAGGUCACACACAAUGUGUCGAAGCUCACCAAGGCUAAGAUGUUCCAACUGGGACAGGUGACGCCGGCCUACACUCGCUUCAGCACCGUCACGCUCGGGCGCGAGUACCCCGACAGCGCGCGCAACCCGCGCGGAUUUGCGACCAAGUUCUACACCGAGGACGGCAACUACGACCUCGUGGGUCUCAAUUGGCCCAUCUUUUUCGUGCGCGACCCUUGGCUGGGCCCGGACAACAUCCGCUCGCAGCAGCGCAACCCCUCGUCGUUUCUCCUCGACUUUGAGGCCUGGUUCGACUUCUUUGCCAACGUCCCCGAGUCGAACCACACGGGCCUCAUGCUCCUCUCGGACCACGGCACCCCCGUCGGCUGGCGCUACAUGAGCGGUUUUGGCUGCCAUACAUUCUCCUGGGUCAAUGCGUCGGGCGAGCGGACGUUUAUCAAGUACCACUGGCUGAGCCAGCAGGGCACGCGCAACCACACGCUCGAAGAGGCCACUAAGAUGUGCGGCGAGAACCCCAACUAUGCGAAGCGGGACCUCUGGAUGCACCUCGCGGGCGGCGGCAAGUGUGCCUGGCAACUGUGCGUGCAGACUAUGACGCCCGACGAGGCCGACAAGGUCGAGUUUGACCCCUUUGACGUCACCAAGGUGUGGCCGCGCGACCAGUUCAAGAUGCAGCCCGUAGGCAAGUUGACACUGGACCGCAACCCGGAAAACUACUUUCGCGAUGUCGAGCAGGCCGCCUUCAGUCCCGGUUCCAUGGUGCCUGGUAUCGAGGCAUCGCCCGACAGCCUCCUGCUCUGGCGCAUGUUCUUCUACCGCGACGCCCAGUACCACCGCCUGGGCGUCAACCUGCACCAGGUGCCGGACGGGGCCAUGCGCGUCGACGACAACAACGGCGGCAAGCCCCAAUUUAUGCCCAACUCGCUUCAGGGCAAGGACAAGGGCGCCCCCCUGGUGCAGCCGUCGACGACCGAGGUGCCUCAGGCCAUGUACUCGACGAGCCAGAUGGUCUCGGCACCGCCCACGCUGGCGCGCUCGGCGGCCAACUUCCGUCAUCGAGGCAAAGCGUCCGAGUACGACCAGGCACGCUAUCUCUGGCGCGAGAAGAUGUCGCAGGAGGAGCGCCAGAACACGGGCAAGAAUACAGCCUUCUUGCUCGACACGUUUCAGAAUGCCGAGGUCAAGACUCGGUUUUUGGCACAGCGCUUUGCCAUCUCGCCCGACUACGCGCAGCUGAUUGUGGCGAGCAUGAAGGAGAGCAAGGGCGUGCAGCUGGCCGAGAUCGAGGCGCAGAGCAAGACGGCACACCUCGUCAACGUCGACCCCGGCCACUCGCUCGGCAUGGCAAAGGACACGUCGUUCAUGGGCAUGAAGCAGUGUCCCUACCAGUUCAAGUCCUGAUGCGACAGUCUGUCCUGGCUGCUGUUUUUGUGUUUCUUGAGGCCUGAAUCUCGCUGCCAGCCCUCUCAAUGUGUCUUGAUUUCU
Messenger RNA from Acaromyces ingoldii, 1858 nucleotides. RefSeq names its product catalase. Gene Ontology annotation, molecular function: catalase activity; heme binding. Gene Ontology annotation, biological process: hydrogen peroxide catabolic process; response to hydrogen peroxide. The coding region runs from base 107 to 1774 and encodes 555 amino acids. Lineage: Eukaryota; Fungi; Basidiomycota; Exobasidiomycetes; Exobasidiales; Cryptobasidiaceae. The record is from RefSeq and is a predicted model, not a curated record. The transcript is spliced from 2 exons. Gene Ontology annotation, cellular component: mitochondrion; peroxisome; cytoplasm.